AUGUCUAUACGGGAUCUGAGUAGCGAUAGAAAAUAUGGAAUUCUCAAAAGGAUAUGGCCACGCAUGCCUCGAAGCGACUUCGAUACCUAUCUAGACCUAUAUGACAAAUACUUCUUAUUCUUGGAUGAGCAAAUGGGCUUGAUUGAACGGAAGUCGAUUCUUUACUCCACGAAAUCUAUAGACGAGCUCGCAUCUAUGAUCGAUCAGAUUCGGCAACAUUCCUAUAAGAAAAAGUCCGAGUUAUUCGCAAAUUCUUCGGAUGAAACGAUGAGAUCAGCCGAUAUGGCAAUAAGAAUUUGGCUUAUGGUCUAUAUCGAGCAUUCAACGUCUGGCUCAGCAAGCUCCUGUCGGUGGCCAAAGACCAUGCCAUUGAGCCUUGUGGUACAAGACUGGUAUCCGCCAGGAAGAAAGACGGAUGCCGAAUCUCGACAGAUUUCUCAGAGCUUCUCGAUUGCGAAUCUGACACGCUACUAUGACUUCCAAGUCAAGUGGACAAGUGAUCUGGCGCAGCAUCUCAAUAUUGACUGGGAAUACAAACAAAUUACAGUCUUUGAGCACGCUAUUGCCUUGCGAAAUCACCUUGCAUACCCAGACGACUGUCAACUUCCAAAGGAAUUUGUACAGGAAGCAGUUGACACGAUCAAACUGCUUUUCCCAGAUGACAAGGACACUAAGGCUUUCUUAUCAAGAGAAGGAAGAAGGUUCCUCAAGAUCCCUUUUGGCCGCGAGCGAUCAUUAUCGCUUGGAGACUUCUCAUAUUGGGGAACAGAGAUCUCCCAGCUGUUAGAUGUCUGGGAACAAGGGCCUAGCGGUUGGUCUCAGCUGCGGCUGCGGCCCGACCAGAGUAACUUCUUGGAGUACUCUACAUUCUGGGCCGCAGCAGUUGUAUUGCUUCUCACUGUCAUCAGCAUUGUAUUUGGCGUGGCUGGCUUAGUCCUUGCCAAGAAAGCAUUGGAAAUUAGUGUUAAGUCGCUUGAUGUAUCAGUCAAGUCGUAUGAGUUAUCUUUGGCAAUCGCGUGUGCCGAAGCUAAUGCAACGGAGACUUUGCCUGCUUUCUGUAAAUAA
Messenger RNA from Fusarium mangiferae, 1065 nucleotides. RefSeq lists its product as uncharacterized. NCBI's taxonomy places the organism in Eukaryota, Fungi, Ascomycota, Sordariomycetes, Hypocreales, Nectriaceae. The record is from RefSeq and is a predicted model, not a curated record. The transcript has a single exon. The coding region runs from base 1 to 1065 and encodes 354 amino acids.